This is a messenger RNA of Torulaspora globosa, 1335 nucleotides long. RefSeq names its product Nop53p (gene NOP53). Bases 1 to 1335 code for a protein of 444 amino acids. Lineage: Eukaryota; Fungi; Ascomycota; Saccharomycetes; Saccharomycetales; Saccharomycetaceae. Gene Ontology annotation, cellular component: nucleolus. The record is from RefSeq and is a predicted model, not a curated record. Gene Ontology annotation, molecular function: 5S rRNA binding. Gene Ontology annotation, biological process: ribosomal large subunit assembly; rRNA processing. The transcript has a single exon.
AUGGCACCCUUGGCUACGGUGAAGAGACCCGCCCAGUACAAACAGUCGUCUCGUAAAGGUAAGAAAGCCUGGAGGAAAAAUAUCGACUUAACUGAUAUUGAACAGAGUAUUGAGACGAGGAAGGAGCAGGAAAUUACACACGGUACUCCUGACAUCGGUACUUUGAAGAAUGAUGCACUUUUCCAAGUAGACGACACUGGAGAUGCGGCGCUGAAGAGUAGACUGAUCAAGAGGAAACAGAUCAAGAAGAACUUGAAGAGUAAAGAGAUCCUUGAAGCGGUGAAGAGUAAUUCCAAGGUGGCUGUAGUGAAACAUCCAAAGUAUGAUGAACAGAAGCACAAGAUCCAGACUGUUUCGAAGAAAGAAUUGAGGAAGUUGAUGGCGCUGGCCGGUAAAAUAGACGGCGAAUCGAAAAUCAAGAACCAUAUAGCCAAGGAUGGUCUUGUGAAGUCUGACUCUCGUGACAUAUGGGGCGCGGAGGAGUCUGGCAAGGUUGUUACCCCUGCAGGCAUCAGCCUGGAGGUCGAUGGCAACACAGAAGUUCCCGAAUCUUUGCUUAAGGAUUCUACCACUGGUUGGUCGAUAGCGUCGGUGAAACCAAAGACUCUGGACGCUGCACCUGUCAGAGUCAGAGAGAUUGAGGAGAUCCCGCACGCGGGAAAGUCCUACAAUCCCGAUAAAGCGGACUGGUCUAGUCUGGUUGAAAAGGAGUACAAACUUGAAAAGGUCAAAGAGGACAACAGGGUUGCUCUGCAGCAAUACAGGGAAAAGAUUCAGAAACUUAUGGAAAUACUGGAUGACAGUGAGGAAGAAGUGUCAUCUGAUGAAGACGAUGAUGCCGAGGAAGAGGACGAGGACGAAGGAAAACCCAGGGAUGAUAGACUUUCAAUCAACGAACCUGUCAAAAAUAAAAAGAAGACCAAACAUCAAAGGAACAGGGCUAGGAAGCACGAGGAGAAAGUCAAGCUUCAAGAAGAGCUUAAGAAGCUGAAAGCUCAAGUAAAGGAUUUGGAGAAGCUAGAAGAAACCGAGAAGCAAGUUCAGCAGGAGGAUGAACAAAGAAAGAGCCGUCAAGCUGAAAUAAAAAAGAAUAAGGUCAACAAAAAGCAUAAACUGGGGACCAAGUACUCUGCGCGAGAAAGUAAUCUCGAGUUGAAAUUUUCAGACGAGCUUUCUGAUUCUCUAAGAAAGCUGAGGCCCGAGGGUAAUCUCUUGUACGAUCAGUUGCACAAGUUGCAAAGCUCAGGUAAAAUCGAGUCUCGUGUGCCGGUUAAGAGAUCUAGGCGGUACAAGCAGAAGAUCACCGAGAAAUGGACUCAUAAAGAUUUUAAAUAG